Molecule: messenger RNA, 240 nt
Organism: Bursaphelenchus xylophilus (pine wood nematode)
Lineage: Eukaryota; Metazoa; Nematoda; Chromadorea; Rhabditida; Aphelenchoididae
Source: the annotation of a GenBank genome assembly
AUGAAAGUUUUCGAAAAGCCGACUGUCUCUUAUCUUCCACCUCAAGGCCAUCUCAUCGCUUCCCUCAAUAAUCAACACAACGAGCCUUUUGAAGACGAUGAAAAAGCGGUUUCCAACGAAGCGACGGAGCUUCUUUGGCUUCCCUCAAAACCUCGCUCAUCGAGUUGUGUCUUCAUGAUCUUAUCUCUGGCUUCAUCAUUGCAUUGGAGAGAACUUGGGGGGAAGAAAUGCAAGGUCUGA